AUGGCCUCAGAAGGAGCAUCUCCAGUGCUGGGACCGCAUGUGGCCAUGGACCCGGAGGCCUCCGUGUCUUCUUUGACGGCACAGCCGUUUCCCCCACCUGCUGCUGGCGCCUCGCGCCGGUCACCCCGGGGGCAGCACUCGCCGCCCCACGUGACCCCGCCAUUCACGCCUGGCAGCCCCGUGGUGCUGCCCACUUUCUGCAGGACACCGCUGGUGGCAGGAGAUGCCGUCCGUGGCCCAGGUGGGACCCGGGCCUGUAACGUCAUCGUCCAGGUCAGGUCAGAGUGGGGGCCCGCAGAUGCCCCCCAGACUCAGACCGUCGUCCUCACCCAGGCCCCCGCUCGCUGGAGUCCUCCCGGGGCCCUCUGUGGGGGUGCUGCGUGUCCCACACCCCUGUUCCUGGCAACGUCGGCAGCGGGGAGCCCCGUGUCCGCCCCAGCCGUCGGGGGCACCUGGGCCGGCAAGGGAGGCUCCACCCCGGGCCUUCGACCUCAGGCUCCCCCCCCGGCUGUCCGGCGGGCCCCCGUGGUGCCCCCGGGGACCGCAGGGCCGCAGCCCCCCGCAGCUGCCAGGGAGGGCAGCCUGGCCAGCGGCCCCGCCAAGGCCUCGCCCGCGGACUCCUGUAGCCCCAAGAGUGUGUACGAGAACUUCCGGCGCUGGCAGUGCUUCAAGGUCCUGGCCCGCAGGCACCUCCCGCAGAGCCCCGACGCCGAAGCCCUCUCCUGCUUUCUCAUCCCGGUGCUUCGGUCCCUGGCCCGCCUGAAGCCCACCAUGACGCUGGAGGAGGGAGUGUGGCGGGCCGUGCAGGAGUGGCAGUGCAGAAGCAACUUUGACCGGGUCAUCUACUACGAGAUGGCAGGAAAGUUCAUGGAGUUUGAGGCAGAGGAGGAGAUACAGAUUCAGAAGCUGCAGUGGGUGAAGGUGGCCCAGGGCGCAUCUGCUCCAGCCCCACCCAAGCCUGGAACACAGGGGUCCCCAGCCCUGGAGGGGGGCCGGCCGCCAGCCCGCAUUCCCAGGAAGGCCGGCUCCAGGGCCCAGCCACCCUGCCCGCAGCCACACAGACCCCCGCAGCCCAAGGCACCCAAGGAGAUCCCCCCUGAGGCUGUGAGAGAGUACGUGGACAUCAUGGAGGGGCUGCUGGGGCCUGCCUGCUCAGCCCCGGGGGCGCUAGCGGGUGAAUGGGGACAGGACGGAGAGGAGCCACGGCAGGACGAGGACGCCAUCUACCUGGACCCGGGUCUUCUCAGCUACAUUGACAAGCUGUGUUCCCAGGAAGACUUCAUCACCAAGGUGGAGGCAGUCAUUCACCCGCGAUUCCUGGCAGAACUGCUUUCUUCAGAACCACAGCUGGAUCUUUUGGCCCUCGCUGAGAAAUUGGAGCAGGAGGAAGGACUCUCCCUUGCAGAGCUGGUAGAGAAGAGACUGGUGGCCUUGGCGGUGGAGGACGGUGUGCCCACAACCCCGAGUCACUGUGCAGCGACACUGGGCUCCGGGCCUGAGGGUGAGGCCAGGGCCCGGCCAGGGGUCAGCCGUGAAGCCUGCCCAGCAGAGAGCGAGUGCCAGGACCUCCAGAGGCACAGCCGGGCACACGCGCACCCGUGCAGACCCAGAGCCUUUGCCGCGUCUCCAGGACAACAGCAGCUGCCUGCCCUCCGGGCUGGUGGGCUCUCCUCUCCUCCCCAGGGGCCAGGGCGCACCCCUCCUCGGCCGGACCCCAGGGAUGCCCCGUUGUUCAGAGAGGCCCCCCCUGCUAGGGAGCCUGGCGGGCCAGCAGAUGGGUCCAGUGAGGACGAGGAGGAGCUGCCCAGCCUGGCCUUCCUCCUGGCCUCUGGGCACAGCCUGCUGCCCUGGGGGCUCUCCCAGAGUCCUGCUCCGGCCCCGGGCCUCCCCAGCCCUGGAGGGCGCGGGCCGCGGGGAGCUCCCCAGGCCCCCGCUGCUCAGAGAAUGGGCCGCAGCCCAGCCGCUCCCCCAGCUGCCAAGUCCAGAAAGCGGGCUCUGCGUGCGGGUCUGGCCGCUGCCGGGAAGACGCCCCUCCCAGGGGCCAGCCUCAGGGGCUCGGUGCGGGCCCUGGCCGUGGGGCUGCUUCGGCCCUCUCUGCCUCCAAAGAGAAGGUGUGGCUCCUUUGUCCCAGGGAGGAGGAAGAAGCAGCACUGCAGCCCGUAG
Puma concolor (puma) is the source of this 2163-nucleotide messenger RNA. RefSeq names its product NUT family member 2G. Lineage: Eukaryota; Metazoa; Chordata; Mammalia; Carnivora; Felidae. The record is from RefSeq and is a predicted model, not a curated record.